CAAGUACUUGCAUAGUUGAUCACGCCAACACAUCAAACUCAAAAAAAACCAAACUCACCUGGUCUCUCUCGGUCUGUUUCACAUCAAAAAAAAAAUCACAACUUUCAAUCAGAAUUGUAUUCGUGUAUGGCAACAUCUUCACUCACCUACUCCACUCUCUCAUCCUCAAUUCACAGACUUUCUAAAUCUCACACUAAAUUAAUCACUACCCACAUUCCAUUUAACCUCAGCAAAGUCAAUCACUCUACCAACGUCUUAAAAACAACGAAUUUGGGUGGUUUUGGAACAUAUCAUAACAGAUUUAGUUGCAGAACUAAGUGUUCGAUGAUGUCAACGGCUGCCACCACCGAGAAGAAUAAGAAAGAAGUUGAGGUGUUUGACUCAGAGGAGGAUCUUGCUGUUUCUUUGGCUAAGUAUACAGCUGAUUUAUCCGACAAAUUUGCUAAAGAACGAGGUUCUUUUUCUGUUGUUCUGUCCGGUGGUUCGCUCAUUAAGUCACUCAGGAAAUUAGUGGAGCCUCCUUAUAUUGAUUCCAUUGAUUGGUCGAAAUGGCAUGUUUUAUGGGCUGAUGAGAGAGUGGUGCCUAAAGAUCAUGCUGACAGUAACUACAAACUUGCAUUUGAUGCUUUUCUCUCUCGGGUACCAAUUCUUCCUGGUAAUGUUUAUGCCAUCAACGAUGCACUGUCAGCUGAGGGUGCAGCUGACGAUUACGAAACUUGUAUUAAACAUUUGGUAAACAUAAAGGUGGUAGAUGCAUCACCGAGUGGGUUUCCAAAGUUCGAUCUUACGCUCUUGGGUAUGGGCCCCGAUGGGCAUGUAGCUUCACUGUUCCCCGGGCAUCCUCUUGUCAAUGAAAAAGAGAAAUGGGCAACUUCCAUCACAGACUCGCCAAAACCACCUCCAGAGAGAAUUACAUUUACUUUCCCUGUGAUAAACUCGUCAGCAUAUGUUGCUCUCGUGGUGUGUGGCACAGGUAAAGCAGAUGUUGUACAGAAGGCAUUGGGAAAGAACGAAAAUCCGGAUGUGGUGCUGCCUGUUCAAAUGGUUUCACCUGAAGGAGAAUUGAAGUGGUUUUUGGACAAAGGUGCAGCUUCAAAGCUGUAAAAAUGGAAGUUUGAGCAUCAUAACAUCAUGUUCUGGAUUAUGUAAUAUCAGUCAUAACAAAGGAGUAGCUGAAUUUUCUUUCUUUUGCAGAUCUCAGUUACCUAAUAAAAAGGAAAUGUGAUUAUUUUCCGCUCCAUAAACUGUUUUUCUGAAUUAGAUUGAAGUUUAUUAUGGUUUGGUUAAAAUAGUUGAAAAUAUUGGCUUA
Molecule: messenger RNA, 1309 nt
Organism: Mercurialis annua (annual mercury)
Lineage: Eukaryota; Viridiplantae; Streptophyta; Magnoliopsida; Malpighiales; Euphorbiaceae
Product: 6-phosphogluconolactonase 3, chloroplastic-like
Exons: 3
Coding region: 127-1104 (325 amino acids)
Biological process (GO): pentose-phosphate shunt; carbohydrate metabolic process
Molecular function (GO): 6-phosphogluconolactonase activity
Source: RefSeq, a predicted model, not a curated record